This is a messenger RNA of Didymodactylos carnosus, 501 nucleotides long. The record is from the annotation of a GenBank genome assembly. NCBI's taxonomy places the organism in Eukaryota, Metazoa, Rotifera, Eurotatoria, Philodinida, Philodinidae.
AUGAAAAGAACGUGUCUGGGAGGUUCAAAUGUAUCACGAUAUAUAUGUACAUUAUAUGGUUACAGUGCAUUACGUAUCGCAUCAUAUUUACCAAAAGAUGCAUUAUUUAUCACUGUCGACAGCAAUCAAGAGUCAGCACAAAUUGCUUCUGAAAUAUUCAAACAAGCAGGCAUCAGCGAUCGAGUCCAUAGUGUUGUCGGUUCAAGCCAAACUGUAAUACCACAAAUAAAAGAUCAGCAUCCCAUCUCGUCGUUUGACUUCAUUUUUAUCGAUCACUCGGGAGAGAAUUAUUUACGUGAUUUCAAACUAUUGGAAUAUCACAACUUAAUAACAUCCGGCACAAUGAUCGUCGCUGACAAUAUCCUCUAUCCUGGUUCACCUGAUUAUGCAGACUAUAUUCGAAACAAUCCAAACUAUUCUAGCAAAAUGUACGAAGCAUCAGUAGAAUGGCCAGUUGGAGUUAAAAUCAAAGACGGAGUUGAGGUUUCAGUUAGAAACUAA